AUGAAUCUUCGCCUUGAAUUGACACGGUUCCUUAACCUUUGUUUCGCGCUUGCCUCCGCGUUCAUGUUUUGGAAGGGUCUCUCAAUCGUAACAGACUCACAUUCGCCCAUCGUUGUGGUGCUGUCGGGCUCGAUGGAGCCAGCUUUUCAAAGAGGUGACAUCCUUUUUCUGUGGAACAGAAACACACUCAACAAGGUUGGAGACGUGGUUGUGUACGAGGUCAAUGGCAAAGACAUUCCCAUCGUGCACAGGGUGAUGCGGGAGCAUAUAGACGAAAAAACAGGCAAACAGCUAUUACUCACGAAGGGUGACAACAAUGCUGGAAACGAUAUUCCAUUGUAUGCAAAGCGCAAAGUGUACUUACAAAAGGACCGUGACAUUGUGGGAACGGUAAAGGGCUACAUUCCGCAGCUAGGUUACGUGACGAUAUGGAUCUCCGAAAAUAAGUAUGCAAAGGCUGGCCUUAUGGGGCUCAUUGCCCUAAGUGCUUUGUUGAGCAAUGAGUAG
Lachancea sp. 'fantastica' is the source of this 507-nucleotide messenger RNA. NCBI's taxonomy places the organism in Eukaryota, Fungi, Ascomycota, Saccharomycetes, Saccharomycetales, Saccharomycetaceae. The record is from the annotation of a GenBank genome assembly.